AUGUCUUUUGUCAAGAAUCUAUUAUUCGGAGGGGUCAAGACCAGCGAAGACCCAACGGGUGUCUCUGGUGAUGCUAAAGAUUCGCAACAAACGGAAAACAAAGAGCCUAUUGUGGAGGGACAAUUCUACCCACGCACACUUUACAAGUUCAAUGGUCAUGACGACGAAAAGAUCUUUCUAGCGAUCAAGGGAAAAGUUUUUGAUUGCACACAAGGAAGACAAUUUUAUGGUCCAAGCGGACCAUAUUCAAACUUUGCGGGUCAUGAUGCCUCCCGCGGUCUUGCGACUAACUCGUUUGAGCUCGACACUCUCAAACACUGGAACCAACCUAUGGACGAUCUUAGUGACCUGCAAAAGGCUGACUUGGAAGCCCUGAAUGGAUGGCUCGAACAUUUUGAAAAGAAAUAUCCUUGUAUUGGAGUUUUAGUACCAGAACCAGGCGUCAAUGUCUAA
This is a messenger RNA of Lachancea nothofagi CBS 11611, 453 nucleotides long. Lineage: Eukaryota; Fungi; Ascomycota; Saccharomycetes; Saccharomycetales; Saccharomycetaceae. The record is from the annotation of a GenBank genome assembly.